AUAGCCAAGAGAUAAACAAAACCACAGCUCACUGAGACCUGGCCAUGCACUACCAGAGAGUUAUUCCAACUUCUACAGUUGCCCUGGACUUUUGUACAGAGGGCUGAUGGAAACUCAUCACUCCAGACUGCUGGAGAGUCUGAGUUUUAAAGUCAGCCCAGCCACAGGAGCAAUUUCCUUGAUUCUUUCAGCUGAGAAAAGUUUUUCCAUGUUGUCCUCAAAUGUGAUGAAAACAGAAGCCCCUCUAGUCAGAGACUGAAGUUGUCUAUCAAUCAGGAAAAUACUAUUUACAGGACUUGUCAUGUCUCCCUUUCUUCGUAUUGGUUUAUCCAACUAUGACAGUGGCCCUUACCUGCCAUCCCAGGGAGAGGUGAUUAACCCUUACUGUGCUGUGAUGGUUAAAGAAGCAGUGGAAUCAGAAAAUGGCCAAGUGUAUGUGCAGAAGAAGCCCACCAUGUACCCGCCCUGGAACAGCACUUUCGAUGCCCACAUCAACAACGGCAGAGUCAUGCACAUUGUUGUCAAGGACAAAAGUGCUGAAAUGGUUUCAGAGACCACGGUGGAACUCAAGGUGCUGGCAGAGAGGUGCAAAAAGAGCAAUGGAAAGACAGAAAUAUGGCUAGAACUGAAACCUCAAGGGAGAAUGCUGAUGAAUGCAAGAUACUUCCUGGAAAUAAGUGAUGCUAAGGACAUAGUUGACUGUGAGACUGAAGGCUUUUUCUCCUUGCACCAGCGGAGGGGAGCCAUCAAACAGGCCAAAAUCCAUAACGUCAAGUGUCAUGAGUUCACGGCCACCUUCUUUCCGCAACCCACCUUCUGCUCUGUCUGUCAUGAGUUUGUGUGGGGUCUGAACAAGCAAGGCUAUCAAUGCAGGCAAUGCAAUGCUGCCAUUCAUAAGAAGUGCAUUGAUAAAGUAAUAGCCAAGUGUACAGGAUCAGCAGUCAAUAGCAGAGAAACAAUGUUCCACAAAGAGCGGUUCAAAAUCGACAUGCCUCACCGCUUCAAAGUCUACAACUACAAGAGCCCGACUUUCUGCGAGCACUGUGGCACACUCCUCUGGGGCCUCGCACGGCAAGGGUUAAAGUGUGAUGCAUGCAGCAUGAAUGUCCAUCACAAGUGCCAAACAAAAGUAGCAAACCUUUGUGGAGUUAACCAGAAACUAAUGGCUGAAGCCCUGGCAAUGAUUGAGAGUACUCAACAGGCUCGUUGUCAGCGUGACACUGAACAGAUCUCCAGGGAUGGACCUCUUGAAAUUGGCUUCCCGGUUCUUGUGAAGGAGGUAACGCAGCUUCAGGCAGUGCCAGCAUCUACAACAGGAAAAAAAGAACCACAGGGCAUCUCCUGGGAGACUCCAGUGGAGGGCACAACAAAGGGAGAGUCUCUAAUAGAGCCAGACUCGGGAGGAGAACAGCCUCAGGAGCAGCAAGGGCAGCAAGUGCAGCUAAAAUUAACCAUUGAAGAUUUUGUCCUGCACAAGAUGCUGGGGAAGGGAAGUUUUGGCAAGGUGUUCCUCGCUGAGCUGAAGAACACAGACCAGUACUUCGCUGUGAAAGCCCUGAAGAAGGACGUGGUGCUGAUGGAUGAUGAUGUUGAAUGUACGAUGGUGGAGAAGAGAGUGCUCUCCUUAGCUUGGGAGCACCCAUUCCUGACUCACGUCUUCUGUACGUUCCAGACCAAGGAAAACCUCUUUUUCGUGAUGGAAUACCUCAAUGGAGGAGAUCUCAUGUUCCAUAUCCAGAGCUGUCAUAAGUUUGACCUUCCCAGAGCAACGUUUUAUGCUGCUGAAAUCAUAUGUGGGUUGCAGUUCCUCCAUUCCAAAGGGAUAAUAUACAGAGACUUGAAGCUAGACAACGUCCUCUUGGACAAUGAGGGGCACAUCAAAAUUGCUGACUUUGGGAUGUGUAAGGAGAACAUGUUUGGAGAUGCGAAGACGAGCACUUUCUGUGGGACUCCUGACUAUAUUGCUCCUGAGAUUUUGCUAGGGCAGAAGUACAACUCCUCCGUUGACUGGUGGUCCUUUGGUGUCCUCCUGUAUGAGAUACUUAUUGGCCAAUCUCCUUUCCAUGGCCAAGAUGAAGAGGAGCUUUUCCAGUCUAUCCGCAUGGAUAAUCCGUUCUACCCUCGCUGGCUUGACAAGGAUGCAAAGGACAUUCUGGUGAAGCUUUUUGUGAGAGAACCUGAGAGAAGACUGGGAGCAAGAGGGAACAUCCGCCAACAUGCCUUUUUCAGGGAAAUAAAUUGGGAGGCUUUAGAAGAAAGAAAGAUGGAGCCUCCUUUCAAACCCAGAGUGAAAUCUCCGAGUGACUGUAGCAAUUUUGACAAGGAAUUUCUAAACGAAAAGCCUAGACUGUCCUGUGCUGACAGAGCACUGAUUAACAGCAUGGACCAAAAUAUGUUCAGCAACUUUUCGUUCGUGAACCCUAAAAUGGAGAAGAUAUUUUCCUGAGGUCUGCCUUACCCAGGGCUUUCCUUACUAAAGGAAUUCUCUGUAAGAGUUUGAGUAACACUGUCAGCUGAAGACUAUGCAUGGUUGAUUUUACCAAGGACCCACCAGGAAAGCACAUCUGUGAGAGCUUGUACCACGCCUGGAGGCUUUCGGCUUGUUCCAGUCUAUAGAAGAUGCCAGCCACAGUUCAUUAAUGAUGAAGUCUCUUCAUGAUAUCUUUUGGUCUCUCUUCUCUCUUUUCUGGAUGUUCUUGUAGUUGAGAGCAUUUGAAAAGGAGGAGGUGCCAAAACCUGUCCCCUGCAAAAACUUGUGUGCCAGCCAGUGGGUUUCCCUGUAAGUAAAACCAAAUAUAUUUCAACUUCCAGUGAUGUUGGUGCCCAGUCCCGCAAUUCCCACCUUGCCCCACCUCUUUCUGAAGGAUGAAUGGCAAGCUCAAGGCCUGAAGGCAUCUGGGAAGAUUUUAGAUUGGCUUGGAAACCUUCACUGGCACGUGAGCAGAAUGGUGCAUGUGCACAUAGAAAUUUUGAAGAAGCAGAUUACCUCUCCUCACACUUCGAAAAUAAUCUUCGCAGGUGUUAGGAGUCAGUUUUGCUUCCUAGGAUCCACUGGGACAAAGAGACUGUAGGUGCACGUUCCAGCAGUCAUAUGUCUCAAUCAGAAGCUCUUGAGCUAUGGGCUCAGCCCUGAAGGAGGAUCAUUGCAAUGGCAAGUGUCAAGAUCCAUGGAGAAACCCAAUGUUUUAUGCUAGCAUUCAAGCAGGAAAGAUAGGAAGUUGCAGUCCACAAGAAAGGGUUAAGAACCCCUGUUCUAAAGCUUUAAUUGUUAUCCUCACACAUACCAGGUUUGGAGUAAAAUCUGAACUGAGCUUUCACAGAGUCACAGAAUCGUUUAGGUUGGAAGGGACCUCUGGAGAUCAUCUAGUCCA
Messenger RNA from Struthio camelus australis, 3371 nucleotides. The record is from RefSeq and is a predicted model, not a curated record. Lineage: Eukaryota; Metazoa; Chordata; Aves; Struthioniformes; Struthionidae.